AUGAACUGGAUCAUCGCACGGAAGUGGUGCCAAGCACAUUACAUAGACCUGGUUGCCAUUCAAAGCCGGGAGGAAAACGUGUAUCUCAACGACUAUUUGCCACAACAAAAGAAAUACUAUUGGAUUGGGAUCAGAAAACUCAAGCGCGAGUGGAACUUGGUCGCAAUCAACAAGUCGCUUACGCCAGAGGUGUCAAACUGGGCCCCAAACGAACCGAACAACGGAAAGGGUAACGAGCGCUGCGUGGAGAUUUACAUCAAGAGCGCAAAAAACUCCGGGACAUGGAACGACGAGUCUUGCUUAAGGAAUAAAACAGCCUUGUGUUACAAAGCAUCCUGUCGUCCAGACUCGUGCAGCGGCAAUGGUGAAUGUAUGGAAAAUAUCAAUAAUCACACAUGCAAAUGUUCACAAGGAUUCUACGGGGUGCGAUGUGAAAACGCGAUUAAGUGCAGAGAACUAGCAUCCCCGGCGCAUGGCUCCAUGCGUUGUACACGUCCUCUGGGCAGCUUCUUCUACAAGGCAGAGUGCGAGUUCCACUGUGAGGAGAGAUACAGACUGAACACUUCCAGCAAGCUGCUGUGUGGACCAGAUGGACAGUGGACUGACAGUCAGCCACAGUGUGAAGUAUCCUGUCAGCUGGACUCAUGCAGUGGCAAUGGUGAAUGUGUGGAAACUAACAACAGCUUGAAGUGCAGGUGCUUCCAAGGAUUCUAUGGGCAGCGUUGUGAAAGUGCCGUGCUUUGCUCCAUAAUCCAGGCCCCACGGGAUGGCAGUGUUAUCUGCCCAGGUUCCACUGGAGAGCUUCGCUACGGCUCCACCUGCAGCUUCGCCUGCCAUGCAGGAUUCACUCUCCAUGGGACUAAAGUCAUGAUGUGCAAUGCCUCAGGGGAAUGGGUCGGAGAGAAGCCUCUCUGUCAAGUUCAUCGUUCUCUCUUGAUGGAUGUGGUCAAAUGGGUCGUAGCAGCACUUACUGUCCUGCCAAUCAUUGUGUGGGUCUUCAUACUAUACCAGAGGAAGAAGAAAGCAAAACAGUUUGGCCUGAACAAUGAUACGUAUAGUGACAAUCCUCCAGAAGUUUACAGGAACAGUGCUGAGAGUCUCAUUUAAAGCCUCUCACACACAGGCCCCUGUUACACCAACCCUGUAGAGCGGCCAUUCGGGACAAGAAGGACUGAGCAAAUGGAGCACACUCUUUCAUCUGAGCAUGCUCACCUGGCAGUGAAACACAACUUAGAAAAGAUAGAUGGGCAUAAUAUUGCACAAUGUUUUUCACAUUUCUCUUCCAGUGGGAGGUGUUAACUGUAAUUCCGAAAAAUGUAGUGUCUGGAUGUGAUUAAUUACUUUUGCGAUUCUGCUCAUUGUUCAUUGUGCUGACAAGUAGGGCUGCUCAUUAUCUCUGAACCACAUAUUUUUCCUCUUACGGGCGUGCUUACUACCACCUCGGUGGCAUGUGCGAGGGGGUAACAAUGCAUUCCUGCCUAACCCAUCCCCCGUCAAUCUCUCAUCAGGCGAGCCUAGGGCCGGGUCCUCGACAAUUGGUCUGGCAAACUUGAACUGGUUACGAUUUAUUGGGCUUGUCGAAUAUAUUGUUGAUGUUUUUACUUUACCUCAUGUAAAAUGAAUACAAAUGACACUUAAACUUCCUCAAAGAGCCGCGUGGCGCAACAGGCUAAGACGCAGCAGACUUGCACAAACAAGCACCUCACGGUCACGACUUGUGAGACAAGAAGAUGUGUCGCUCUCCUGCUGGCCGUCGAGGGACGGGGUGUGGGCGGUGUAUCUAAUACUAGCUCUAAUUGAAUCAGACGGGGUCCAAUUGGCUACCAAAUUGGGGAAAAAAAUCCAUGUGCUGUUGAAGUUAUUAUUGAUAUUUAUUAUUGAAAAGUAAAGUGAAUAACCAUAGCACUUGUAUGCUGUUUUCUUUCUGUUGUCUCAACUUGAAUAAAUAUGGUGCUGUCGGUGUUAGUUUUAGCCACAUAGCUGUGUUUAUAUUUUAAUAAAAGCUCUGAGUCUGA
Conger conger (European conger) is the source of this 2015-nucleotide messenger RNA. Its product is annotated as E-selectin-like. The coding region runs from base 1 to 1107 and encodes 368 amino acids. Gene Ontology annotation, biological process: leukocyte tethering or rolling; response to cytokine; heterophilic cell-cell adhesion. The transcript has 9 exons. The record is from RefSeq and is a predicted model, not a curated record. NCBI's taxonomy places the organism in Eukaryota, Metazoa, Chordata, Actinopteri, Anguilliformes, Congridae. Gene Ontology annotation, cellular component: membrane; external side of plasma membrane. Gene Ontology annotation, molecular function: oligosaccharide binding; sialic acid binding.